AAAGGUUAGCAACACUGUUUUGUGGUUUAAAAAAAAUGUUAUAUUUGUUUGUUUGUGUAAAGUUUGCUAAUUUGUUGUUUCUUAUAAUUUCAAUGUAAUUUAUAAUUAUUUCUACGUUCUUCUGUGAAUAUUGAAAGACGGAAAUCAUAAUUAUUGAAAAAAGUUUUAUAGUUAGUAACUAAGAGAAGUGCUACAAUGCAGGCGCAACACAAGGACGCGAUACAAAAGAACUUCACCUCACUGGUGGAGCAGACAGACCUGGACCUCAUGGUUACAGUCCUGUACGAGAAGGGAGUCUUCUCGGAGGCCAUGAUAGAGCCCUACAAGGAUGUCAAUAAAGACAUGCGUAGCAGAAAACGGUAUUUGUACAGAGAAAUUACGAGACGAGGUCCUGAUGCUUUUCGCCAUCUUGUAGAUGCCUUAUCUGAGAAUGGUUACUGGAAUCUGGUCCGUGACCUCGAUCCUGAAAACCCUUAUGUCCCUCCCUGUCCCCGACCUCGACCAGCUCCCAGUCACUCUGGAGAGGGUGAGACCAAAUUUCUCAGCCUCUUUGACCAGAGGAGAACUACAGGCAAGGAACAAAAUGAUCCAAACCGCAACCCCGAGGCUCCAAGCUCCACUAGCAAGGAUCCACAUCCAGAAUAUAAUUCUCCAGAAAACGGUAAUCCGGAGCCACCUGCACAGGGUCCCAGUGGGGACUCACUUUGCCAGAUUGGUAUUCCUCACUUUAACGUUAUCAAGUCUACCAAGUUUUUUGAAGAUAAUGGCAAUGACAUAAAGCUGUACCGCACGCGCGGGCGGCUGCGCGGCGUGCUACUGCUGUUCAGCUACAUCUCGUUCAAGUACGACAUCGAGGAGCAACGCAAAGGUGCGCGCGUCGACAUAGACUGCAUGCGCUAUCUCUUCGUCGAACUCGGCUUCAAGGUGCUCUCCUACGUCAACCUCUCACUCAAGGAAACAAAGGAAACUCUUCAGAAGUUGAAGGAUGCCAUGGGCAUGAGCGGCGAGGGCCCGGAGACGGUGUUCGUGCUGUUCUCGUCGCACGGGUACGCGCGCACCGGCACCGGCGACACCGACAUCCGCUGCUCCGACGGACAACUCAUCUCCUACUACGAAAUCAUCAAAUACUUCAACAACGAAAACAUCCCUGCGCUCAUAGGGAUCCCAAAAGUUUUCAUAUUUCAAACUUGCAGGGGCAGCAACAACGAGCACGUGCCGGCGCCGCGCCACCUGCGCGCGCCGCCCGCCCGCACCCCGCGCCCGCGGCCGCGCACGGCGCGCGACGGCCACCGCUACGACAGCGACGACGACGAGCCCGCCCACGCAGACGCCGCGCGCGACCGCAUGUACUCCGACAUCCUCAUAGCGCACUCCACCGUGCCGGGGUACGCAUCGAACCGCGACGAGGUGAAGGGCUCGUGGUACAUCCAGGCGCUGUGCGACGUGUUCGCGGCGCGCGCGUACGACUGCCACGUGGAGAAGCUGUUCACGCUGGUGGACAUGGAGCUAAGGAAGCGCUUCUCCACGCAGACCUCGUCCGUGGACCGCUGGGGCUUCAACAGGCGGCUGUACCUGCACCCCGGCCUCUACGAGGACUGACCCCGGCCUCCCCCGCCCGCUCCCCCCGCGACCGUGCGCCUCGCGCCGCCCGCGCACGCGCACAGCUUCUACUCACACGAACUGAACCUCAUACGUACUUUACAAAACGUAAUAUUGCGUAAUAACGUCUCGCUGGUAACGAGAUGUUUCAUUUUUACAAGUAGUAACAAACAUGAUAAUAUUAAAAAAAAUCAGUGAUGUUGUAUUGUAGAACUUAAGUAAUAAUAAGUUGGUGACGGAUAAAGAUGGAAAUCUUGUACGGACUUGCAACGACGUAGUAUUCGGAUUACUGUGAUAAACAUUAUUUAAUUAUGUAAUAGUUACCACAGAUAAGUUAUGUGAGUCACCAUACGUGCGGUAGCCUGCAACGAACGAAAAAACAGCCUAGUGGAAUGAGAAUGUUUUAAGUAUUUUUAUUAAACUGUUUUGUGGACAAAUUAGUUUAUCAAAAUCCGUUAUCUAUGUGAGUUUGACAUAAGCUGACGUCAUAUCUUGUACGAUAUUAUUUUCUUAGGAUCCAGAAUUAUUAUAUUCAAUCAUACCCCGAGGUACAUAGAGACGGUACCGCGAGCGUUGGGAAUUUAUAUGGAAAGGUGCAGCGCGACCGCGUACUUCGAUACUGGAACACGUAAUCAGUCCCGGUCCGGAACUCCUCCCCCUACGUGCAUUGGGCUUAAUGAUCUUGAAAUCCAUGCCCCAUCUAUGAUGUGAAAAUUAUUAGGAUUUUUUUAAAUAUAUUACUAAAAUGUGCAUUUAUUUCUAUUGUAGUAUUAAAUUACAUGAAAAUUGUAACUGAACAUUUUUAGCUCAAGAUAUUUUUAUUGAAUAUAUUUUUGUACUUAAAUCAAUAAAAAUAUUAUUAUGUUAAGGAUA
Pectinophora gossypiella (pink bollworm) is the source of this 2472-nucleotide messenger RNA. RefSeq names its product caspase Dronc (gene Dronc). NCBI's taxonomy places the organism in Eukaryota, Metazoa, Arthropoda, Insecta, Lepidoptera, Gelechiidae. The record is from RefSeq and is a predicted model, not a curated record. The coding region runs from base 196 to 1599 and encodes 467 amino acids. The transcript is spliced from 9 exons. Gene Ontology annotation, biological process: regulation of apoptotic process; proteolysis. Gene Ontology annotation, molecular function: cysteine-type endopeptidase activity.